Molecule: messenger RNA, 1903 nt
Organism: Apis cerana (Asiatic honeybee)
Lineage: Eukaryota; Metazoa; Arthropoda; Insecta; Hymenoptera; Apidae
Gene: Rab35
Product: RAS oncogene family member Rab35
Molecular function (GO): GTP binding; GTPase activity
Source: RefSeq, a predicted model, not a curated record
UUAUAUUAUAAUAUUUAUUAUUUUAUAUAUAUGUGAGAAAUAUUUCAAUUUUCUAGAAUUAUUGACAUCUCAACAAUAUUAUUCAAAGGUUAAGCUUGAAAGAACAAAGCAAAAAAAAAAUGAUUGAGAAAAGAUUUAAAUGGAAGGGGAAUAGGAAAAAAGAAUCAUAUUACGAAUAUUUAGUAAAUUUUUAUAUUUUAAAUUAUUCAUUUCAAAUUUUUGUAGUUAUUAUAAAAUAUAUAAAUAUAUAAUUACGGAAUAAUAAAAAUUAGUAACAAAAAGGAAUGAAAUAAUACUGGAUAGAUAUUUAAUAAUAAAUGAUAUUGAUAUAAUAUGUUUAUAUGCAUAUGUAUGCAUGUAUGUAGUGUAUUGACAUUUGCUAUUUAUUUAUAAAAAUGUAAUAAAAUAUUUAAUUUUUUAAUUGAAUAUAACAUAAAAUUUUAAUUUCACAAGUAAUCAUAUGAAACAAUUAAUAAUUUAAAAUCAUUCACUAAAUAAAUAAUUUUAUUAAAAGGUGUUUUUUCUUUUCUUUCAACCAAUGGCACUUAUUGCCAAAUAUGUUGAAAUUUUUUUCAUUAAAUAAAAAAUUUUUAAAUAAAUAAAAUGUGUUGAUUAUUAGAAAUUAAUAUGAAAUAAUUAUCAUCGUUAACAAAUGUAAUUUUUUCUCAGUGGUGAUAAUAAAUUAUGAUAUCACGACAAAUAAACAUGGCGCUUAUUUGAUACUGGAGUCUUUAGUUGGAAUAAGCCGCAACUGUUGUCUCAAUUCGUAUCAAAUUAGCAAUUUUAUUUUUUGAAUUUAUUCAUAUAUCAUUUAAUUAUAUCCAUACUAUUUACGAUACAGUGAAUGUAUCGUUUUUAUUUCGAAUCAUUUUCACGAGGAAACACUUGAUAAACCUGAACGUCAUACAUGUCAAAAUGGCCCGGGAAUAUGAUCAUUUAUUUAAGCUUCUAAUAAUAGGAGAUAGUGGUGUAGGUAAAAGUUCACUACUAUUACGAUUUGCUGACAAUACUUUUAAUGGCAGUUAUAUAACGACAAUAGGAGUGGAUUUUAAAAUUCAAACUGUGGAUGUAGAUGGUGAGAGAGUAAAACUCCAAAUUUGGGAUACAGCUGGACAAGAACGUUUUCGGACAAUAACUUCAACUUACUACAGGGGAACACAUGGUGUUAUAGUUGUGUAUGAUGUGACCAGUGGUGAUUCUUUUGCUAAUGUUAAAAGAUGGUUACAUGAAAUCGAACAAAAUUGUGAUGUGGUCAACAGGGUACUUGUAGGAAAUAAGAAUGAUGCACCUAAUGAAAAGGUGGUAUUAACAGAAGAUGCACAAAGAUUUGCAAAUCAAAUGGGAAUUCAGUUAUUUGAAACUUCUGCUAAAGACAAUGUUAAUGUGCAAGAAAUGUUUAUGGCUAUAACACGACAAGUAUUAAGAACCAAAAAAGAAAGGAAGGAACGACAAGCUAUACAAACCAGUGAAACAGUCAAUUUAAGAAAAAGCACAAAACAACAUAAAAAGAAGUGUUGUUAACAGCAUUGUAUAAGCAUGCAAUCUGUUGUUGAUAUCAUUUAAUCACAUAACACAAGUGAAACAAAAAUAAACAGAGAGCAUGUGAUAGCGAUAAAAUGAUCAUAUAAUGUAAUACUGACGUUUUUUAAAACUAUUAAGUUUUGUAUUUAUAUUACAACAUCGAAGAUUGUAUUCUCAUAGAAAUAUACUUUGAUGCUAGUAAUGUUCAAUAUACAUAGGAUGCAAAUGUUAUGAGUGUGUAGUGUUUAUUUAGCAAAAAUAACUUUGUAAGUACACACUUUUCAAAAAACUGCAUUUUGAAUGUGGAAUUAAAAAUAUAAAGGCCUAUUUAUAUUGUACAAUUUAUAAUUUACAAAAUAUCAGCACAAAAAGGAAAAACAAA